AUGUCGGAUGUUAGUGAGAAUACAUUAAGGAUCAUCAAAGCAGCAAAUAGGUCACUUCAGUUUCACCAGGAUAGGCUGGGAAAGGCAAAGAUAACAGAAAAUCAGGAAAAUCGCCUACGGAAAUGCCAAAAUACAUCAGGAAUCCGGAAUUCCACCUUUUUAAGCUCUAAAUCUCGACAAAAAAAGCCAGAAAAAAAAGUAGAAGCCACACAAAAAAAAGAGAAUGAUCAGGAAUCUAUAGAAAAAACACAAGAGAAAAUAAGAGAGCUUGAAGAUCGGAUCUCAAAAAUAUUGGAGUACUCCUCGGUACUUGAAAAAACGUUAAAACAAAGCAUUGACCAAACUAACAAAAUUAAUAAGAGCCAUUGCUGUUGUAAUGAGCUGGCCCACAGUAGUAAAAUGAAUGAAUCUAAGAUAAAUAGUCUAAUGAAAAGUGUUGUUAAUUCACUCAACUGGAAAAAAAUACAACCCCAAGUUAAACCUUGUAUAAUUCGGCCUAAACUACUGUCAAAACCUAAUUCUGGUUCGUUAAUUUCGACAUCACUCCUAGAAAGCCUCUCGAACAGUAUUCUGGAACUAUGUAUAGAAGAUAUUCUAAUUUCUUUAGAUACCUCCUUACACAAUUUUUCCGUUAAAUUUGUAAAGGAAAACUCUGGAGCUGAAACCAUCACCUAA
Molecule: messenger RNA, 675 nt
Organism: Cryptosporidium ubiquitum
Lineage: Eukaryota; Apicomplexa; Conoidasida; Eucoccidiorida; Cryptosporidiidae
Exons: 1
Coding region: 1-675 (224 amino acids)
Source: RefSeq, a predicted model, not a curated record